CUUCAAUCCCCCCUGUGCGCUCGUAUCCCCUUCUGCCCCUGCCAUCCUAGAAUCAGUGCAAAAAUAUGCUGAGACGCCCCCCUGCGAUAGCACCUGAAGUGUGGGAUAGCUGGCCAGACAGCUUGAAGAAAACAAUUGCGGAAACCCCAGAAGUGUAUAUGGCCCCAGCUAACUCGGAUAUCGAUCCGGCACUUCUCAAUAGCUCGAACGGUCCCUCAGCCUCAAGGUGUACUCCUCAUGAUGCAGAUAGGGAUGGUCCACACCAGCCGAUGCUAUCUGCGAACCCAUCUGCUGCAAAUAACAGCACACGAGGGCACAAUAUCAGAAACUCAACUCCAGCAAAUGUUGAAGAGCUCGCUGACAUCCUAUACAACAUGCGUGAAGAUCAGCGUGAACACUACAAGCAGACGGACGACCGACUUGCGCACCUUGAGGGCAGUCAUCCUGACCAUCAGACCAGCAGUACUACUCGUGGCUGCACAACUCAACAUUGGGGGGGCUCAAACAUCGCUCGAAGGCGAAGGCGAAGAGAUGCGUGCGAAGAGGGAAAUGAUGCAGAGUCACACACAGGUCAAUUUGACCAUGACGCUGAAGAUGUUACAGAUGCUCGGGGGAAGCUAUCUGCAACUGCUCGGGAGGUGCGAGCAGAUCUCAAGCGCUUGAUAUUGACCAAAUUCCGUCAUGUCUGUAAUGUCUCUGAAGGGAAAACGUGGCCAAGCCCUGAUGAUGAGCGCAAGAAUGAAACAACCGGUGAGAUUUACCUUACACCGAAUUUUGAGGCGACCGUGAACGACGACCAUAAUCGAGUGAUCUUCAAAAAGAUUGCGCAUCUUGUCUGGGAAGAACUUGGAAGUACAACCCUUAGCAAUUCCAUGAGCAACCGCAAGGUUAAAUGGAAUAAGCAAUCAUUGUUCACGUUUGCUAAAGACACGUACCGCGGAUUCAAGGAGGAGUGGAAAGCACAGAAUGACCGCAAGAAGGCCGCAGCUAAGAACACCAACCAGCAAAAGAAUCGCUGGAGCCAGCGUCAUAAAGAGGUUGGUCGUUAA
This is a messenger RNA of Suillus subalutaceus, 1049 nucleotides long. RefSeq lists its product as uncharacterized. The record is from RefSeq and is a predicted model, not a curated record. Bases 66 to 1049 code for a protein of 327 amino acids. The transcript is spliced from 4 exons. NCBI's taxonomy places the organism in Eukaryota, Fungi, Basidiomycota, Agaricomycetes, Boletales, Suillaceae.